AUGUUAGUCUUAGCAGUAUGUGGUUCAGUUAUACUAGUGAACAAACAAGGCACAAAAAUACAAGGAGUAACUUUGUUUGAGAAGCACAUCUAUACAGGGAAGGUGUUUAGUGUGAAAUGGCUGUCUGAAGAAUCUGUGCUAACUAGUGGUCCUGAGGGUGAGAUUAUACGAUGGAGUGUUGAUGCAAAUCUUGGAGAAGUGGAAAGAAAAGAUGUGUGGAUUCUACCAACAAGCAAACAGCGAUGGACAAGUGCUGCCACCUGGAUUCAGCAGUAUGAGCUCCUCAUUGUUGGCGACAGAGUUGGUUCUGUUCAUGUGUAUAAAAAGUCAGAAAAGAAUGCAGUCCAGUCAUUCUUCAAGGUCCAUGGCCAGGGAGGUACCACUGAUGUCCAUUACCACCAAGGCUCUGUAUAUACAGCUGGGAGAGAUGGUUGCUAUCGGCAAUAUAGUAUUACUCAGAAUGCCACAUUGCAUUUACUCUACCACCAAAAGGUUGCAAAGGGAUUUGAGUGGAUAGAACGCCUCAUCUUUUCCAACAGUCAGAUGUCAGUGCUAGGAUUUCAUAAUGACAAGUUUGUUUGCUAUGAUGUUGCUAACAGUGAAAGAAAGGUGGCACUGCAGUGUGGAGGUGGGCACAGGGCCUGGGAUUAUAGCCAGAGGGGCACAGAUGUCAGAUUCGUUUGUGUCAAAGCAGGGACUGUCCAACUUCAUCGUGCAACCAUUAAUACAGCCCACAAAACACUGAAGUCUAGUCUACAUGGGAGGGAACUGACCUGUGUGAAACAUCUAUGCAGUAUUCAAACACCAGGUGGAACCACUGUUUCUGUGUGUGUGACGGGCAGUGAAGAUACCUUUAUAAACAUAGUUGCAAUCAACCAAAAUGAUGAUGACCUUUGUCAGCUGACAGUGAAAGAGAGGCUCCAAGGUCAUGUGUCCAGUGUCCGUUGCCUGGCAACCAGCCCAAGUGCCAUCUCCAUAGACAAGAAGUGUGUUGAAACUUCAUCCACCACUUCACCACACUCCAUGAUUCUUUUCUCUGGUGGUGGGAGGGCUCAAAUCAAAGUUUGGUGUAUCAAUAUAUUUACAGCCAUGUCAUCAAUAUCAGAAAAUGGGACCAAAAAUAAUGCACGUGAAGUCCAGUGUCAGUAUGAACUACUUACUUCAUACACAAUGUCACAAUCAUUGAAACGACAAAAACAUUGGCGAUCGACUCAAGUUGAUUCCAACCCUGAGACCAGAUUUAUGGACGUUACAGCUUGUAACCUCGGGGAAAGUUUAAAAAAUGAUGAUCUACAUGGUUUUCAUUUUCUAGCAGCUGGGUGCUCUGAUGGAUUUUUAAGAUUCUAUAGUUUUCAAGAAAAAACAAACAAUCUAACAUUAGUGGGGGACAGUGAUUUCCAUCAACAUUGUGUUCUAACAAUUGGUCAUGAAGUCAUUACUAUAGAUGGUGCUCCGUCAUUAAUUGUCUACUCAGGAGGAACAGAUGGUAAAAUUGCAUUAUGGGAUAUCUCCAAAAUAUUCUCAAAGACAACUGAAAAGUCUGAGUUGACUUUGGAUGCAGAUAUUUCCCCUGUGUUGAUACUACCUGCACAUCAAUCUGGUGUAAAUAGUAUCUGUAUACGACAGGUUCAUGACAGUGAAUACGUAGUGGCCAGUGGAGGAGAUGACAACUCACUGGCGAUACACCUAUUGACAGCUACACAAAAAUCAGAAAGUCUACAAAGAAACACUUUCCAGCUUACAUUGUCUGUGAUAAAACGUUGUGUACAACUCAGUGCACAUGGGGCUCAAAUCACAGGUAUUCAAGCCCUUGAGGGUGGUGACAUCAUAACAGCUUCUAUAGACCAGAGGCUGAAUGUAUGGAGAAUCUCUCCUGAUUUCAAAAAGAUUGACUGCAUAUUAUCUCGUUAUGUCAGUGUUGCUGAUAUAGCCAGUAUGGAUCUUUCAAAUGUGAACAUCACAAACGAAGACUCCAGUAGCAAAUGGCAGGACCAGACUGUUGUUGUAUGUGGUGAGGGUUUCCAGCUUUUAAAACUUAGAGGGAUUGUUGUAAAAAGGACACAUCAUAAGGAAAAUACUACAUAUGGAAAAUACUACAUAUGAAUCUGUUGUACAUAUCAACAAUAUGUCCUCAAACUGCAGUCAUGCAUGGCUUUUA
Owenia fusiformis is the source of this 2158-nucleotide messenger RNA. The record is from the annotation of a GenBank genome assembly. NCBI's taxonomy places the organism in Eukaryota, Metazoa, Annelida, Polychaeta, Sabellida, Oweniidae.